UAACGACGUGAAAUUUUCACUACAGUAUAAUAAUAAUAUACCUACGAUAUUAUUUUUCUCUCACUCCUACGACUCGUCGCAUUAUUAUUUUAAUACACUACGGCGUUCCCUCCAGCGGCCGUUCGUACAACACAAUAAUAAUAACAAUAUACAUAAGUAUAAUAUAGUAUAGCUAUUACAAUAAUAAUAUAAUAUCCGCUAUAUUAUUUUUUCUUCAUCAUCAUCGUUGUGCGUGUGCGGUACGGAACAGAAAUGUGUACGCGUUAUUAUUAUUGUAAAGUCGUCGUCGACCGUCGUAUCAAUUAGCGACGCCUCGAACUGUCAAUAAGUUUAUUUUAUCGAUUAGAAUAAUAUAUUAUUGUUUUUAUUGUUUUUUAUUAAAUUAAAAAGCAGUGUACACAAAACGUUUACACGUGCGGUCGUCGUCGUCGGAAUGGCCACCUGACAUCGACCGGACUUUGCCACUACGCGCAAUUAUUAUUCAUUUUUAAAAUUUUUUUUUUAACAAAAGUAGUAGUAGUAGUGUUGUUCGGUUACUAGUAUCGGACGAACAAGAAAGCACCCAAAAGCAAAACAAACAAAUCACACCUACGUUGUAUUUAUCUCGAAUGGUCGGCGCAUAGAAAUCUGACAAACUGGAUAAGUUACCCGAGUAUCUCCGCGAUACCGUGGACUGGUUUAUGGGAAAAGGCCGAAAGUCCAAGGACAAAGAAUCAUUAUGUAACGACGAUAACAAACCAUAUUUAGAUGAAGCUGUUUUAGAAAAAAAGUUACCAGACAUUGAUCUUAGGAUACUAAUCGAAAUGCCAAACGGAAUUGAUUACAAUGAGUGGCUCGCAUCUCAUACUAUUUCAAUUUUUGAUAACAUCAAUUUAGUAUAUGGAACGAUAUCGGAAUUCUGUACCAUAACGGGUUGCCCUGAUAUGAUCGGCCCGAGCUAUAGGACCUAUUUAUGGUUUGACGAGAAAGGUAAAAAAUCACGAGUUGCCGCUCCAUUAUACAUAGACUAUGUUAUGACGUAUAUUCAAAAGACUAUUAACGACGAGACAAUAUUUCCAACAAAAUUUGCAAAUGAUUUCCCUGUCGGAUUCGAAGUAGUCGUGCGAAAAAUCUUCAGAUUGCUGUUUCACGUCUUGGCUCAUCUUUACCAUUGUCAUUUUCGUGAGCUGGUCUGGUUGAAUCUGCACUCGCACUUGAACUGCGUUUUCUCCCACCUUUCUGUGUUCAACCACAGAUAUCAAUUGAUCGAGUUGCGCGAGACCGAAAUCCUUCAAGACCUCGUUGUAGCUUUGAAAAUUCUUGACGACGACAACAGUGAUACGAAUACCAACAGCGACGAGCACGGUGAUCGCGAGCAAGGUGUCGUCAACAAAGAACCCACCCUGUCCUAUGCUGAUAAACCACUAAACAUGUUCCCCCACUCUCCCCCUACCUCUACACAAACCUUAGCUACUCAGAUCGGUAACUUCUAGUCUUGUAUUACUAUAAUAUAAUUAUUAUUAUUAUUUUUUUUUUUUUUCUGUAAAUAAACUUUCUUGUUGUUGAAUUGUUUAAAAUAGAAGAGUUAUAAAUUAAAUAUUUUUUUGUUAGAAUUCCAAAGAGAGGUUAAACUUAGCUCUUCGGCAAACAUUACAAUGGUAGUCCGCAUUGGUAAUUGCUUUAUUAAGAAAUUCAAUCGCGUAGUUCAAACGUAAAAAACGUAGAAUAAGUUAUCGAUUUUUCAUUACGCCGUAGCUAAGACUGUCGACAAAACAGUUUGCGGUCCAGAUAAGAUCCAGAUAUUGUUGCCAAUUUGUGGCUCUCACGUCUCUUGUCAACCAAUACCGUUUAUAUUUUAUGUGUGGUUCUUGUAACACGAUAAUUUAUGACGUAAACAAAAUAUCUCAUAAACCAAUGUUCCUUUCUAAAUAGAUAUUUGGCUAAACGAUUUCUGUGUAAAUUGUAUUUAUAAUAUACAAAUCGCCUAAUCGUACUGGCGUUGCUAAACCGUGUUUUACGUUAUAAUAUUAUGUCCAUAAUAUUUUUGCAAUUAUAUUUCAAAUAUUAUUGUCAAUCAUUUUUACAUUCUACUUUCUUACGUCGAGCGUUUCUUGGCCACUCGAAAUACAUUUUGUAAAAUUCUCAUGUGCUAAAAACGGUGGCACUAUGCCAUUUAGAACGUACCUUUAUUUGCUUGUUCGGUAUACAAAAAAAAAAAACCUAAUGCAGAUAAGUUUCCGGUAACGAUAACAAAAUUUCAUAUUGAAAAUGCUUUAUGCAGAUAUAUAUAUUUAUUUGUUGAAAUUUUAGUUUUUAUAAUACCAAUACUUUUUCUUCUUAUGUGAUGAACUCGAUUAUUGUGAUAGUUUUAAGACAAUUUGACCUUAUAAAAAGAAAAAAAAAAGUUUGUAAUUUAUUUAUGGGGAUUGUACUUAGUUAGUUUUCCUUUGUUGUUUGAAUUGUUUUGUUUUAAGCCAUAUUUUUACGAUAGUGUUUUUAUUAAAAAAAAAAAAAAAUCUUGUAAUUUACGUGACCGAAUAACAUGUAGUAACAAAAUGUUUACAAGUUUAAGAUGAUUAUGUUAAUACAUUUACGUCGAGCUAAGACUCGUCCUGAGAACACUACGCUUGAGUGCUGUUAGAUCGCUCGCUUUUUACAAUAAUUGUCGAUUUGUAAUAGAAGUGCGUAAAAAAAAAAAAACCGUCCAUUGUUAAUUAUUCUUCUUUUUAAUGAUAUAAUUUAUUUUCUUUGUUAUAAAAUAUAUGGUCUCUCGCUACCGUUUUGUUACCAAAGUUUAUUAAGUGUAAUAAUAUAUCCUUCUAAAUUAUGAUUAUAUAAUAUAUGAUAUACUAUAAAAAAUAAAUUGCGCUCGCUUACUUGUAUUACAUGUCUAUGCAGUCUACGGUAAUGUUUGUCUUUAUUGUAUUUAACAAAAAAAAAAAAAAAAACCAGAAACAUUAUAUUAUUGGAUUAUACUAUUAUAACCGUGUUACCUAAUUUGUUAAGCGCGUGUACCAAUGAAGAUUUGAUUAGUUUAAAUACUAUAAUUAUAUUAUAUAUUUAUGUAAAUUUUACAAAACGAGAUGUAUGUGAUUUAUUUUGCCGGUAGUCUUUGAUUUAACAUUACGCGAGUAGUUUAUCAUGUUAUUUUUUUUUGUCGCGGUGAUAAGUUCAUAAAUGAGUUACGACGGUAAAACUUUAUUUUUGUAUUUUUCUUUUUUUUGGUUGUUUUUGUUUUUAAGUAAAAAAUAUUAUAAAAAUUAUUUUACAGUAAUACAGAGGUACAACAAUAGUUUGUGUACCGACUAUUACGGUUAUACGAAUAUAGUUUUACGUUGUAGUUAAACAAAAAAAUCACACAUCAUACACUACAUAUUUUCCAUGUUAGUAUUAAGUUUAAAAUGUUUGCUAGGCAAUUGAGGCAUACAAAAUGAUUACGCAGUAGAAGAUUAUAUUAUAUUGUUUGUUUGAGAUGCGAUUCAGUUAGAGACGUUUUGAGUUUGGACAAUAACAAAAGGCAUGACUAGUAAUUUAAAAAAGUAACUAAGUUUAAUCUAUUAUGUAGAAUAGUAUACUAUUAUAAAUGAUAAUGAGAUUGCUAAUUUAAUCAUUUUUGUGCCUAUUGUCUAGUCAGGGUAGCUAUUAUAUUUAUGUAUGUAGACAGUAUAAAACUCAAUAGAGUGAAACUAAAUAAUGUUAUGGUAAUUAACUAUUCUUUAAGUUUAAAAUAUAUACAUUCCUAAACCGAUGCGAUGAUGUGUUUUUUUAUCGUCAGUAGUUAUUAUUGAAUUUGGGAUUUUAAGACGGAAAUAAAAAAAGUUGUACGCGUUCUAUGACAUGAUUUUAUCUAACGAAAAUGUAUCUACUAUUAUAUUGUAUUUAAGUAGUAGUUAAACCAACCGAAUCCUAACGAAGAUAGUUAUAUUUGAUUUAAUCAAGUCGUAGGUAGUAGUUUAACAUAAUGUGUACCAUAACCUAUAACAUACAAUAAUAUUGUAUCGUACACUUAUAGAUCUGUCUAAUUAUACUUUUAUUUAACACAUGCCUAUGUGUAAUAAUUUGUUGAGUUGGUGAAUGUCUUUUCGCAAACGAGUAAAAGUUGG
This is a messenger RNA of Adelges cooleyi (spruce gall adelgid), 4082 nucleotides long. It is a transcript of the gene Mob2, whose product is annotated as MOB kinase activator-like 2. Gene Ontology annotation, cellular component: nucleus; cytoplasm. The transcript is spliced from 5 exons. The record is from RefSeq and is a predicted model, not a curated record. Bases 681 to 1472 code for a protein of 263 amino acids. Gene Ontology annotation, biological process: signal transduction; positive regulation of protein phosphorylation. NCBI's taxonomy places the organism in Eukaryota, Metazoa, Arthropoda, Insecta, Hemiptera, Adelgidae. Gene Ontology annotation, molecular function: protein kinase activator activity.